CCUCGUUACCCACAACGCAUUGCUUCGCUUCCGCCUCGUUGCCCACAGCGCCCCGCGCGGAGCGGAAGUGACGCACCGGAAGCGGAAAUGGAGCCUCCCACGGCGGAGGAGCUGCGGCUGCGGCUGCAGGAGCGGCUCCAGGCCGAGCACGUGGAGGUGCAGGACUGCCCCCAGCUGUGCCGGGGCAGCUUCCGCGUCUGCGUCGUUUCCGGAAUUUUCCGCGGCCUCAAAACCCUGCAGAGGCACCGGCUGGUUAACGAGGCGCUGAAGGAGGAGCUGGGCCGCAUCCACGCCCUGGAGCAGCGCACGCUCACCCCCGAGCAGUGGGAGGCGGAGCGCGGCUCAUUAGCAUAAAUCUGCAUGCCCGCCCCCGCCGCCCCCGCCUCAUUUCCAUGGAUUUGCAUAAAUCCCCGCGGCCCGGCUCUGAUUGGUGGAGGCCACGCCCCCUUUAGGGCCUGAAAUGGGGGGCGGAGGUGGCGGUAAUUUGCAUAAAUUUGCAUUAAAACGGCAAUAAACAUUCCUCAUUUGCA
Molecule: messenger RNA, 530 nt
Organism: Passer montanus (Eurasian tree sparrow)
Lineage: Eukaryota; Metazoa; Chordata; Aves; Passeriformes; Passeridae
Gene: BOLA2B
Product: bolA family member 2B
Exons: 3
Coding region: 88-354 (88 amino acids)
Biological process (GO): intracellular iron ion homeostasis
Cellular component (GO): nucleus; cytosol
Molecular function (GO): 2 iron, 2 sulfur cluster binding
Source: RefSeq, a predicted model, not a curated record